CGCAACUUUGUGUUACGGAUCGUAUUUAUUCAUUCUAAUAACGUUUAAAUAACUUCAUAUGUGGAAUGGAUGAUCGUGAACUUGAUUUGACAGAGGCACAAAAAGCAACCAAGUCAAAAUACCCGGCAAUCAACAAGAAAUACGAAUAUUUGGAUCACACAGCCGAUGUACAAAUUCAUUCCUGGGGAGAUACUCUGGAAGAGGCUUUUGAGCAAUGUGCCAUGGGCAUGUUUGGCUAUAUGACGGACACAGAGACAGUGGAACCUCUUGAUACUGUUGAAGUGGAGUCAGAAGGCGAAGACAUGGAAUCUCUUCUUUUCCACUUUCUAGAUGAUUGGUUAUUCAAGUUUAGUGCAGAUCUCUUCUUCGUUCCCAGGGAAGUCAAAGUGUUACAGAUUGACAGGAUGCACUUCAAGAUCCGUUCCAUCGGCUGGGGUGAAGAAUUCAAAUUGACCAAGCAUCCACAGGGAACUGAAGUGAAAGCCAUCACUUACUCUGCAAUGCAGAUCCAUGAUAUAGAAAAACCUGAGAUAUUUGCUAUUGUGGACAUUUAAGGACACAAUCAGUGGAAAAUCAUACUUAAGGUGCAAUAGGACUGAACUGCAAAUUUGGCCAUCUUAUACCUGUAGAUGGUCAUUUUAUCAAAAGCACUGAUGAAACUCUAAAGUUGGGCUGGCAAUUGGCUCUUUGAACUGUUUCCAAAGAGGAACAUUCUUCAGGGAAUCCCUCUAAUUAUGGAUAAUAAUAGUAAUCAUCAUCAUCACAUUUAUAUAGCGCUUCUCUAGACACCCAAAGCACUUCACGUUGAAGGGGUUAACUCACUUCAACCACCACCAAUGUGUAGCACCCACCUGGGUGAUGCAUGGCAGCCAUUUUGUGCCAGAACACUCACCACACAUCAGCUUGAGGUGGAGAGGGAGAAAUCAAUGCGCCCAAUGCAAACAAAGAGCUCUCUUCUAUUGCUUCAGAUUAGUGGGGUGAAUCCAAUAGAUACAUGAGAUUUAUAUUAUUUAAGUAAUCAAUCACAUAAACCUUCAGCUUCAAAGAGACGUCCAGGAGAGACGACAAAAAUAACAUCCAAAAGAUUUAUAGGAACCCCUCUGUUGAAUGAUAUUCUGGAAGAACUCCAUGAUUCAAAGUGAAAUGCAUAUGCAUUUUGUUUUGUUUGUUGUUGUUUUUUUUUUUACAUUAGGUUUUAUUUGAGAUGCUUUGCCCACUAUUACUAAUUAAAUGUUGUGUCAACAAAAGUAAAUUAAUUAAUUAAAUUAUUGUGAUAUUUCAUUUUUCACCAGUAAAUUUCACUCAAUUCAUGUAAUAUGCUUCUCCGAAGGUCUGAUUUAAUGGUUACUUUCAAAUAAACCUAUUA
This is a messenger RNA of Lampris incognitus (smalleye Pacific opah), 1366 nucleotides long. RefSeq names its product zinc finger and BTB domain containing 8 opposite strand (gene tslig1). The record is from RefSeq and is a predicted model, not a curated record. NCBI's taxonomy places the organism in Eukaryota, Metazoa, Chordata, Actinopteri, Lampriformes, Lampridae. Gene Ontology annotation, cellular component: tRNA-splicing ligase complex. Gene Ontology annotation, biological process: tRNA splicing, via endonucleolytic cleavage and ligation. The transcript is spliced from 7 exons. Bases 66 to 554 code for a protein of 162 amino acids.